UCACGUAUAGGCCACUUUGAUGACCAUAUAGUAUAAUAGUACUAGUCAACAAUCAAUACUAUACUAUAUAGCAAACAAAAUUUGAGUAAUAACAUUGCAAACCAAUGUCGACCUCCUCCAUUAACGGUUGGUGUCUCUCUUCCAUCUCUCCAGCUGCCAACACCUCCGUAAGGAGAGCCGCAUUGCGCCCUUCCGUUUGCGCCGCCCUUGGCACCCCUUCGUCGUCGUCUUCCUCCUCCUCUUUUCCUCCUCUCAUCCAAGACAGGCCUGUUAUUGCUCAACCCAUCAUCACCCCAACUUUGCCCUUGAGAGAAGAGAUGGGAAAGGAGUACGAGGAGGCUAUUGAAGAACUUCAGAGACUCUUGAGGGAGAAGGGUGAGCUGAGGGCUACAGCAGCUGAGAAAGUUGAACAGAUAACAGCUUCAUUGGGAACAUCAUCUUCCGGUGGAAUCGCUGCAUCUGAUGCAGCCUCUGAGAGGAUCAAAGCUGGAUUCAUUCACUUCAAGAAAGAGAAAUAUGACAAGAACCCUGCUUUGUAUGGUGAACUUGCCAAAGGACAAGCCCCCAAGUUCAUGGUGUUUGCUUGCUCUGAUUCAAGAGUGUGCCCAUCUCAUGUGUUAGAUUUCCAGCCCGGUGAGGCCUUUGUGGUCAGAAAUGUUGCUAACAUUGUUCCACCAUAUGACCAGACAAAAUACGCUGGAGCUGGUUCUGCUAUUGAGUAUGCAGUUCUGCAUCUCAAGGUUUCCGAAAUUGUGGUCAUUGGACACAGUGCUUGUGGUGGUAUUAAGGGACUCUUGUCUUUCCCAUACGAUGGAGCCUAUUCCACUGAUUUUAUUGAGGAGUGGGUCAAAAUUGGCUUACCCGCCAAGACUAAGGUUAAGGCACAACAUGGUGAUGCACCUUUUGCAGAGCAGUGUUUUCACUGUGAGAAGGAAGCAGUGAAUGUUUCACUUGGGAACCUUCUAACAUACCCAUUUGUGAGGGAUGGAUUGGUGAACAAGACACUGGCACUGAAAGGAGGAUACUAUGACUUUGUUAAGGGAUCUUUUGAGCUCUGGGGCCUUCAGUUUGGCCUUUCCUCUUCUUUCUCCGUAUGAACAUCAUCAAUUAUGACCUCAUCUUCUACUUGGUUCCCUAAUUAAGUAAAAGAUGUGGCCACGAUUCUGCAUUGGAAGCUAUAUUAGGGUCAUUCCUGUGUCUGCAAAUGAAGAGGCCUAAGCUAGCUUACUUUGAUUUUCAUCUAUUAUAUAUAUAUGAAAUUGAAAUUAUGAACUAGUUUUAGUUUGGAAACUACCUCUCCUUUAAUAAUAAGAGUUGGAAAUCCUUUUCUAAGGCAAAUAAAAUUUUCAUCAUUUAAUUUGGCCA
Messenger RNA from Arachis duranensis, 1365 nucleotides. Its product is annotated as carbonic anhydrase, chloroplastic. Gene Ontology annotation, biological process: carbon utilization. The record is from RefSeq and is a predicted model, not a curated record. NCBI's taxonomy places the organism in Eukaryota, Viridiplantae, Streptophyta, Magnoliopsida, Fabales, Fabaceae. The coding region runs from base 105 to 1097 and encodes 330 amino acids. Gene Ontology annotation, molecular function: zinc ion binding; carbonate dehydratase activity. The transcript is spliced from 10 exons.